CUGAAUCCGGACCACACAACUCUCUGCUCACCCAAUUGCCCGCCAACCGCACAGCCGCCGCCCGUCAAACCCUCCGUGAGACAACACACACGUCAACGCGACCACACACCUCGCGAUGCUGGCCCGCGGCGCGCUCUGCCGCUUGGCGGCCGAGGUGCCCAAACAAGCUACACACGACCUGCCCAAGCUCGCGACUCUUGUCCACACUGCCCGCACCGGCUAUGCUCUGCCUCUCCGCACUCUGUCGCACGUGUCCCAGAUCCAGAUCCGCUCAUAUGUCACCACCAAGGCCGCAAAGGAGCCCACCGAGACGGUCAAGAAGGCCGUCAAGGCGAAGGCAGCCGCGGGCAAGUCUGUGAAGAAGACGACCACCACGAAGAAGGCUGCACCAAAGAAGGCCAAGAAGGAGGCUGCCCCCAAGAAGCCAGUCAAGAAGGCGAAGAAGGUGCUCACAGACGAAGAGAAGGAGAAGAAGGUCAUCUCCAGACUGAGGGAGCUUGCGCUGAGGGAGCCCGUCUCCCGAAACUCGCUUUCAGCUUUCAACGUCUAUCUUGCAGAGAGCCUGAAGGGCCUCAAGAAGCAGGCCCGGGACGAGUUGGGUGAGAACGCAACAGCAUGGAAGAACAUCACGCCCACUGAGCACGAGAAAUGGAACCACUUAGCCGCUGAGCGCAACGAAGCCCGCGCUGCCGAGUACAAGGCCUGGGUUGAGUCGCACACGCCCGACCAGAUCCGCAUUGCCAACAACGCGCGCAAUCUGCUCAGGAGGAAGCUCGCAGGCAAGCUCAAGGGCAACGCCAAACCUGGCCACACUCAGCUCAUUGUGGACGAGCGCCAGGUGAAGCGCGCGCAAACUGCUUGGUCCUUCUUCUUCGCUGAACGCCAAGCGAGCUCGGAUUUCAAGAGCAUUGCCAUUGCCGAGAGGGCUAAGCUAAUUGCUGGCGAGUGGAAGGCGCUGAGUGCCGAUGAGAAGAGGCGAUUCGAAGACCAGGCUGCGGCCGAGAAGCAGAGGUACCUCCGUGAGCAAGCUGCUCAAGCUAAGGCGUGAGCCGUAAGGCGUAAAGCUGUUCUAGCAGCACCGACUUGAUACGUUCUUUGCACGGCUUUUCCUUGGUUCCUUGAUAUCUUUGGAUCGGUGGUUGGACGGGUUGGACGGAUUGAGCUGGCGCUCACAUGUGACAUUAUCGAUGUACUUUGGCCUAGACGGCGGUUCAGUCAUCUUUCUAUGGUCCUCUGGCGCAUCUGGUCUGGCAAUCAGAGCGUAAUUGUUCCUGUCUCGCAUGACGUCUGUAAGGAUAUGGUACUGUAGCUCUGCUUGUAUUCCCCAAUUGUUCUCAAUGCUCGUUCGAACCUGGUGCAUUUGUAUUGACUUACUCAGGAUACCCUUCUUCUAAGGCUAUUUCUCUACCAAUAUUUCUA
Messenger RNA from Macroventuria anomochaeta, 1419 nucleotides. RefSeq lists its product as uncharacterized. Bases 116 to 1048 code for a protein of 310 amino acids. The record is from RefSeq and is a predicted model, not a curated record. The transcript has 3 exons. NCBI's taxonomy places the organism in Eukaryota, Fungi, Ascomycota, Dothideomycetes, Pleosporales, Didymellaceae.